Molecule: messenger RNA, 681 nt
Organism: Gossypium arboreum
Lineage: Eukaryota; Viridiplantae; Streptophyta; Magnoliopsida; Malvales; Malvaceae
Exons: 3
Coding region: 1-681 (226 amino acids)
Source: RefSeq, a predicted model, not a curated record
AUGGCCGAGUAUUGGUUGGAGGCCAUGGAAAGGAUUAUGAAUGAUCUAGACUGCAUUCCUGAGCAGAAAUUGAAGGGUACGGUCUGUCUACUUCGUGAUAAGGCUUUUCAGUGGUGGCUAACUGUUGAAGAGGCUACUCAGCCUGAUUGUUUGACCUCAGACUUUUUUAAGACCACUUUCCAGAGCAAGUAUGUGGGAGAGAGCUAUGUGAAUGCUCGUAGGUGUGAGUUCAUGAAUCUCACGCAAGCUGAUAGGUCAGCAGCUGAGUUUCUGAGGUUGAGCUGCUAUGCUCAAAGCAUGGUGGCAUCAGAGUACGAGAGGUGUGUCCAUUUUGAGGACGAGAAGGCUAAGAUUAUUAAGGAUGUUAACCGCAUGGAGUGCCAAAACAGGGACAGAAAGAGGGGUAAGAACAAGAGAGAUUCGGAGCCCUCAAGUUCUAUGCAGAGGCCAAAGAAAAAGCCAUGCAAUGAUUGUGGUAGGCAUCAUCCAGACGAGUGUUGUAGGAGGAUAGGGGCUUGUUUGAGGUGUGGUUCUUUUGAACACCGUAUUAGGGAUUGUCCACAUCGGUUAGAUCUGAUGCAAGCUUCAGUUUCGGGUUCUGUGCAGCAUCAGAGAGUAGUUACGCAGCCACCUAGGGGCCGUGAAGCAGCUAGGAGUGGUAAUGGUUUGGGUCGUGGAUAG